Messenger RNA from Cryptococcus wingfieldii CBS 7118, 1854 nucleotides. RefSeq lists its product as hypothetical. Gene Ontology annotation, cellular component: DASH complex; mitotic spindle; mitotic spindle pole body. The coding region runs from base 1 to 1854 and encodes 617 amino acids. Gene Ontology annotation, biological process: attachment of spindle microtubules to kinetochore. The transcript has 2 exons. The record is from RefSeq and is a predicted model, not a curated record. Lineage: Eukaryota; Fungi; Basidiomycota; Tremellomycetes; Tremellales; Cryptococcaceae.
AUGAGCGGUAACAACGACAACCCCCUCAACCACCCCCCCUUCUUCCACAUCCCAGGCGUAGACCCCGCCGCCCCCAUCUCCGCCCAGACAGAGCGCAUCGACCAGCUCAACACCCUGCUCCUCCAGGACAUCGAUGCCAACUUUGCGCGAUUCCAUCAGAUCAUCACGAGCAAGAUCUUGCCCCAGAUAAAGCGGUAUGCUAUUGCCUCGGAGCCUACCAGGGAGGCUGCUCAGUUCUGGCGAGCAUUCUUUGAAACGGCCUCGGCGGUCCGUCUGUCAAACCAGCAAGGCGACACAUCCCUAAAUUCUCAAAACCAAGACACUUCUACCCAAUACGAUGACCAGACAUUCACCCUCCGCCGCGAGGCCGACGAUUCAUCUGUUCAUCCCAGCACCGAAGAGUCCUUCAUGUUUGAUCCGCCUCCCGGAAUCUCGUCCACGCCCUUACCCGUCGGUCGUAAUGGUCCCGGCGGCAGACCGAAUGAUAGCUGGGAAGACUCCAUGGAGUCCCCGUUCGACAGGCUGGACAGGAAGCUGAGGGACGACCUAAAGAUUGACGAAGGCGAGGGAUACGAACAGUCGAGCAGCGAUAUGCCCACACCAAGCUUGCCGAGCGGCUACAGUCUUCCCAGGCUGGACGGUGACUCUUCCGUGAUGAGUAGUAUCAACGACUACUCUGUCGGAAACAUCGAGCCUUCUCAAGCAACCACCGACUCGUCCGCGUCCUUCUCCCAAACCCACUCCCGCCUCGCUCAAUCCUAUCGAGCAUCCCCCACACCCAAAGCCAACCGCCUAGCCAACCCGCCCUCUGCCGAUUCCAACCCCUUCGGCAAAGACUUUACUGGCGUCGUCGAUCUUCGCUCGACCCCGCUGAAUAUGAAGAAGAAGGGCCAAGGCUGGAAACCUAAAGCCUCCAUCGUCCCGGGUUUGGACGAUUCGGAUUCAGAUUCGGACGAUGGGAUGCCAGCUGGUAUGUCCCCGCCCGUAACCAUGAGUUUCAACCUCCCCCCCCGCGCCCAGGCUGUCAUGAACGCCGCCAGAACCCCAGGCAAAGGCAAAGAGAAGGAAUCAGCGGGCGGGAAGGAGAAGGAGGCCAAGUUUAUCUUGGACGAUUUGUUAGAGGAGAUGAGCCAGGAUAUGUCGCCGAGGUUGGAGACGCCUGAAGCUUUGCGGAGAUACUCGGUCAUGCCGAGUGAUAAUAUUCCGGGACGGCUCUUGUUUUCGGAUAGUUCUAUCCGGCCGGAUGCUAUUGGGGAAGAAGACGAGGAUGAAGAUCAGACUUUCCACGCUGCCCAAUCUUCCCACUCUCAAUCCCAAUCACAAUCCUCCUCCCACCCCCCCGCCCCCACCCAACAAGAACCCUACCCUCCCCCUCCCCCGCACGCCCGCCAUUCCCUAGCAAACUCCUCCUUCGGCUCCAACGCUUCCUUCACCCAAAUCCCCGGCGGACCCGUCGUCUACUCUGAUGCCAACGAAGAAGACUCUUUCGACGAGGGCGAUACCUUUGACGAUGAUGAUUCGGGCGAGAUUUCGUCUUUGCAUGUGCCUUCGACGGGAUCGUCGGCCCAUCCUGGGUUUGGUAUCAAUUACCAACAGCCGGGGGGGUACCAAGUCCCAAGCCUCGGCCAAGGCCAGAAUCAAGAGAUGGUAGACGCAUCAUUCGCCUCCUCCGAAGGCGAUAUGACCAACACAUCCUUAUUCGGCGGGCGGGGCGGUAGAGCCCCAGCGGCGGGAGGGUUUGCGCUGAUGACAAGGGAAGAGAUGGAUACGUAUAGAGGGGGGAGGUUGGAAGAUGCUGCUGGGGAGGAUGUUAUGCUUAGUCCUUUGUAUGCGCCGGGCAGGGAGGGGAGGUAG